AUGGGUAAUGAAAUUUACAAAUCAGCCUUCCGGGUUGAAAUGUCUAUUAUUUAUAAUAUAGAAGUAAUCUCGGCAUCACUUGUCAGCCCUGUGGUCGAAUUCCUAAUAGCACUUAGCCCUUCCAACUUGGCAGCCAACUUGGCAGCCAACUUGGCAGCGACCUUGGUACCCCCAAGAACAUCUGAAAUUACAGGUGUUGUCUCUAUUUUUGGAGAAAUUAUAUGUAAGGGUGAACUGCUUUUUCUCAAUGGGGCAUUUGUAUUUGUUUAUUCUUCCGCUUCUUCUUUUUUUGGACAAAAUGUUGGCAUGAUGCCACGUGACACAACCUAUAGUUCUAUUGAGAUCCAAACCAGAACAUUCCUCAUAAUGCGCUGUUUAGCACAGAAUUUUAGACUGCGGGCUUUUGAUUUUGUUCAAAAACGUCGCCGACGGGACCUAAGGAUACUCGCGAGCUCUGAAGCGAGAAUUCCUCCAGUUGGCGGUUUUAAAUACUAG
This is a messenger RNA of Histoplasma capsulatum G186AR, 495 nucleotides long. RefSeq lists its product as uncharacterized. The transcript has 5 exons. NCBI's taxonomy places the organism in Eukaryota, Fungi, Ascomycota, Eurotiomycetes, Onygenales, Ajellomycetaceae. The record is from RefSeq and is a predicted model, not a curated record. The coding region runs from base 1 to 495 and encodes 164 amino acids.